Messenger RNA from Entelurus aequoreus (snake pipefish), 5478 nucleotides. RefSeq names its product leucine-rich repeats and immunoglobulin-like domains 2 (gene lrig2). Gene Ontology annotation, molecular function: protein binding. The record is from RefSeq and is a predicted model, not a curated record. The coding region runs from base 226 to 3225 and encodes 999 amino acids. Lineage: Eukaryota; Metazoa; Chordata; Actinopteri; Syngnathiformes; Syngnathidae. The transcript has 18 exons.
ACCAAGAUAUCCAAUGUCAUCAACUAAACGCUUUUGUUGAUCCAUCAAGACAAGAGCGAUGCGGAAUAACUCACGCGUUUAUUUUAAACAACAUGGACGAAUAAGUUGUUAAUAUUGAAUUGAGUUCGUUGGGAUGGCGUGGAAGUAAUCGCAGUGGUGGAGAAAGCGUCGGGUGUCCAGCUUGGAGUGGGAAGGAAUCCCAAGUGAAGAGGAAUCUGAGCCAAGAUGGCGGAAGACUGGCCCCUUCCCUCGGCCUCCGUCUUCUUCAUGCUCCUCCUGGGUGUGCGUGUCCGGGCCGUCGAGUCGUGUCCGGCUCCUUGCUCCUGCUCCACGGGCCCAGACGGGCGCCUCGUCCUGGACUGCAACGGGAAUAGGUUGUCGGCGGCUCCCUUGGAUCUUCCAGAGGGCAUCAGCCAAGUCACAAUGAACCACAAUGACCUGACAGUUAUUCCCUUCCUUGGCGACGACUCCUACAACAUCACAUCACUGUCGUUAGUACACAAUCGGAUCUCGGAGCUCUCCAUGCACCAGCUGCAGCCGUACGAGUCCCUGGAGACGCUGGACCUGACGUCAAACUCCCUUUCCGAGCUAAAAGCAGGAUCAUUCCCUUCCAUGCAGCUGAAAUAUCUCAAUUUGAGUAAUAACAAGAUCAGUGUGCUGGAGCCCGGCUGCUUUGACAACGUGUCCAGCUCUCUCCUGGUGUUGAAGCUCAACAGGAACAGGUUGACCUCGCUGCCAUCCAAAGUCUUCCGACUGCCCAGUCUUCAGUUUCUUGAACUGAAGCGUAACAAGAUCAAGAUUGUGGACAGCCUGACUUUUAAAGGGACGGACUCGCUGAAGUCCCUGAAGAUGCAAAGAAACGGCCUCACCAAGCUCAUGGACGCAGCCUUUUUUGGACUGAUCAGCAUGGAAGAACUGGAACUGGAACACAACAACCUCACUGAGGUGAACAAAGGUUGGCUAUACGGCUUGCACAUGCUGCGUGUCCUGCGGGUCAGCCAGAACGCCCUCGGCAUCAUCCGACCAGACGCUUGGGAGUUCUGCCAAAAGCUGGAGGAGCUGGACCUGUCCUUCAAUCAUCUGACCCGGCUGGAGGAGACUGCGUUUGUAGGAUUAGGUCUCCUGGAGAGCCUGAACCUUGGCGAGAACUCCAUCAGCCACCUGGGAGAACGAGUGUUCAGCAGUCUGAGCAAUCUGCGCACGCUAGACAUCCACAAUAAUGUAAUUUCUUGGGCCAUUGAAGACUCCAUCAGUGUUUUUGAUGGAAUGAAAAGGCUGAACACACUAAUCUUACAGCAGAACAAAAUCAAGUCAAUCACCAAGAAUGCCUUUGAGGGACUCGCUGAGUUGGAGCAUCUGGACCUCAGUAGGAACGACAUCAUGUCAAUACAUCCCGAGGCCUUGCUGCACACCAAGCUGAAAGUCUUCAUCCUCAACACAAGCAGCCUCCUGUGCGACUGCCACAUGCAGUGGCUGGGACCCUGGCUCAGCAACAGCCACUUCCAGCCACCUGUGUCUGCCGUCUGUGCCCAUCCUGCCAGUCUGCUCGGACGCAAUGUCCUUUCCAUCAGCCCGGUGGACUUUGUUUGUGACGACUUCCCCAAGCCCAGGAUCAGCACGCAUCCUGAGACGUCUGUGGUGCUCCGUGGCAACAACGUGACUCUUAGCUGCGUGGCGUCCAGCAGCAGCGACUCCCCGAUGAGCACGGCGUGGCGGAAAGACGGGGAGGUACUAUACGACGCUGAGGUGCAAAACUACGCCCGGUUCCAGGAGGGCGAGCUGGUCUACACCACCGUGCUCCACCUCCUCAGCAUCAACUUCACCGAGGAGGGACGCUACCAGUGCGUAGUGUCCAACCACUUUGGCGCCAACUACUCCAACAAGGCAACGCUCACUGUCAACGAGCUGCCAUCCUUCCUCAAGACUCCCAUGGAUCUGACGACCCGCACCGGCAACAAUGCCAGGCUGGAGUGUGCCGCGGAAGGCCACCCCUUCCCGCAGAUCGCCUGGCAGAAGGACGGCGGCACCGACUUCCCUGCCGCCCGGGAGCGCAGGAUGCUUGUGAUGCCCUACGACGACACCUUCUUCAUCACCAGCGUGAAGACGGAAGACAUGGGCGUGUACAGCUGCACCGCACAGAACGCGGCGGGCAGCGUGUCGGCCAACGCCACGCUCACUGUCCUGGAAACACCUUCAUUUAUUCGGCCCCUUGAAGACAGAACAGUGGCCAGAGGGGAAACCGCCGUGCUCCAGUGCAUCGCCGGCGGCAGCCCCGCACCGCGCCUAAACUGGACCAAAGACGACGCACCCCUUGUACUCACCGAGCGCCACUUCUUUGCCGCAGCAAACCAACUCCUCAUCAUCGUCGACGCCGGCCCCACCGACGCCGGCAAGUACACCUGCGUCGUGUCCAACACGGUGGGAACAGAGCGCGGCCACGUCUACCUGGGUGUCACGCCGUCACCCAACUGCGACACUGGCGUGGUGUACGACCAGGACGGCUGGACCACGGUGGGCAUCGUGGUGAUAGUGGUGGUGUGCUGUGUGGUCGGGACUUCGCUGGUCUGGGUCAUCGUCAUCUAUCAUAUGCGCAGGAACAACGAAGACUACAGCAUCACAAACACAGAUGAGAUGAAUUUACCAGCAGACAUCCCCAGCUACCUCUCCUCUCAGGGGACUUUGUCAGAACCUCCAGAGGGCUACAGCAGCUCUGAGGCAGGCAGCCACCAGCAGCUCAUGCCUCCUCUCUCCAAUGGAUACGUGCACAAGGGCACUGAGGGUGUGUGCUACGGAGACACAGGCAGCGAAGCAGAAACGGAAAGUAACGGACGUCUUCACUACCGGGUGGGAUCACUGUUCACUGGCCACAGCAGCUUCCACCCCUCAGAUGGACCCGCUGCAGCUGCCUCAGGCGCUCCUGAUCCGUUGGUCAUCUGCUCCAACUGCUACGACAACGCCAACAUCUACCCUCGCACGCGGGAGUACUGCCCCUACGCCUACCUGGGCGAGGACGACCCGCUGGACAAAGACCUGCCGGGCGCAAGGGAGAGCUUCGGUGAGCACGCCGGGCCAGAGGACGCCACUCUGGAGAGUCUCAUCAGCAAACAGGACUCUUUCAGCUUCCUGACGUCGCAUGACACGAGGCGGAGCAGCCACACUUUGAUGGAAGACUGUGCUACUGCGUGCAAGGACGGGAGUGGAAGAAGUCUCAAAAGAUGGAGCUAACUGUUUUAAUGACUUUCAGACUUCACUUCAAUCAAUAACAGAGCAGCAGCUCCUUAUCCGUGGCUCACUAGUGCAACAACAAGGCCGGAAAUGUGUCCCGUGAAAAACCAUCCGACUUGAACUCUCUAAUAACUAAAGUUCCAUGGGUGAAUAAUGUAAACUCACUACACCGGUAGUUUUUAGCGCUUCCAUGGCGAGUCUACUGACAGAUAUAAGUUAGAACUGUACGCUACUUUAUAUUAGAAAUGUCAACAGCAGAGGAUGAAUGUUCCAUAACAAGAAGAUAGAGGAAAAAUAGGGAGCUUAUUGACUACAAUGGCAAACAAGCGCAAAUUUUCAGGACUUAUGCAGAUCCCAUAUGCACAUCAGCAGGUACCAGAAGGUAAGAAGAUUUGGUUUUGCAUAAUAACGCGAAACAAAAUAUAUGUCAGCUAAUAGGUGCCAUUUUGGGGUCCUUAUACACACACCAUAAUAAUACCAUAUGUUGAAGCACUGUACGUCUGACUAUGGUAGCCGUAAUGCUCCGACAAUCCAUCAAGCGGUGCGACUUCAUAGCUUACCAAAGUCAUACUAAAACAUUUUGACAGAUCUUUGAGCGGCGUGUGUAAUGUUCUAUAUUCUCAAUGAAACAUCGUUUUGUUGUUGCUAAUGGGUACUUUAUAGCGUCAUUUAUUGCACAGGCGUCAACCUGCAGUCCACACGUAUCUCUUAUGUGUGACUGCCAUCUACUGGUCACACUUAUCUAGGGAUGAUGUGUGAUAAGAAAUUAUCGAGUUCGAGCCUAUUAUCGAAUCCUCUUAUCGAACCGAUUCCUUAUCGAUUCUCUUAUCGAGUCCUGAUAGGUUGUUGUAUAUGGAAAAAAACCACACAAUAUUUGGUUCAACAAAAGCUCACUUUUAUUAUAUAAGAAAAAAAUUGUAUCUAAUAAAUAAAUAAAUAUUGACUGUUACCCCCCUAAAAAAAUAAAAUAAAAUAAAUAAAUAUUGACUGUUGUUACCCAAAGUAUAUUAAGUGGGAUUUUUCAGAAAAACAAAUAUAUGCAGUAACACAAAAACAACCUGUCUCUAUGAUCACUAUAGGUGUAUAAAUAAUAAUAUAGUUUUAAAUAAAAUCAGUCCCUUGGGUACAAACUGAAAAUAAUACAGCUCUCCAAAAAGUGCACUUCUGCUGCUAUUUGACAUAACUGUUUGUUAUGAUGCUUUGACAUUUUUGCACUUUAUUUCUUUAUUGAAAGAAAAUUCUAUGAAGAGUUGUUUGCAAAUGUGGUUACAAUGCUAAAAAAUGAAAAGUUAAAGCUAAAAAAAGAAAUACACUUUAUUGAGUUAACAUUAUUUCUUUAUAGGGGGAAAGAUGUUAUGAGCUAGGGAAUAUAACAACUACACUACCCAGCAUGCAACGGGAGCGACGAGCAUGCGCGGUAGCCCCAAAAAGUGUUGUUACAUGUCGUCACCCGGCAGCUAAGAAUGAGGUUAUGAGCACGCUGUGAAAGUAAACGUCAAGAACUCAGCCAACACGCCUCGUCUGCAUUAUUUAUAAUUAGACAGACAACACAUCUACAUUGUGAUUUUGUUUUGUUUACAAGGAAAGAAAAACAAAAGUUAAAAAAGGGAGAUGUGUUGUAUAUAUAUGUAUGUGCUGCGGUUGCUUUAAGAACGUUGCGACAGCUGCCGUAAAGGAGGUGCGUUGCUAGCCUGGUUGCUAUGUUUCCGGUUGGUCGUAAAAGUGUUCGUCAUGUGUUUGUACCCUGCUCAAAUCUCUCAGUAAAGUUAUUCAUUGGAUUAUACCUUUUGUUUUGAACUUUAUUACACCUUGGAACGCUUUUUCCAUUCCAUUUUUUUCCUGCUUUCGCUAUCUGCGCCUAAUGACUGAGCUACAUGACGUCAUUUCUUGUGAUUUCACACGGAGCAUUUCUGGUCGGAACGAGAUUCGUUCCCAGGGAUUCGAAUAAAGAACCAACUCUUUUUCUUGACUAUAGUGGUCUCGAUAACGGGUACCGUUUCUCAAAAAGGGAUUUGAGUCCGAGGACUCGGUUCUUUUCUUAUCGAACAACCGGGAAAAUCGGUUUCGAGUAUCAUCCCUACACUUAUCCUUACACCAUGUACCAAAUAAAAUAGCUUGGCGGUCGGUAAGCACAAUUAGAAUGAUUCCGUACCGGGUUAUAAGGCACACUGUCCAUUUUAGAGGAAAAUAAAUUAUUUUAAGUUGUGAUUGUGUAGAAUGAUUCCAACAAGGUGUCGUUGACACCGCGUCUGG